AUGCGUCGCUCGCUACAGUCCGCGCUGGGCCGCGUUCCGCGGCGCCUGCUGCCGCGGGCGGUGUGCGUGGCGGUCCGUCGGGCGCAUGGCGUCUCUGCUGCCGUGGAGCCUGCAGCGCAGCUCGCCCGUGUGAUGGAGCUGAUGUCGGCGAAAAACUACGACGGAGUCGUGCGCCUCUACGAGGCCUCGUUCCACGCGGACCGCAUGUCGUUGCAGGAAUUUGCCGGUGGUGCCUGUCAGGCGCGGGACAUGGCAUUGUGUUUGAUGCGCACGUUUACGGCGCUGGGUCGCAUGGAUCGGGUGCGUGAGGUCUUUGCAGUUGGGCUGCGCGACCUUGCCGGGGGCGGGGGCGGUCGCAACGCGCCUCUCUUGAACACAAGUUUCUUCAACGCCUACUUGGAGGUGCUGACGCAGCGGAAGAACUUUGCGCGGGAUGAGGUGAUGUUUGUCCUGCGGGAGAUGAGGGCGGCGGCGGUCCUCCCUGACGCGCUGACGUAUCACUACCUUAUUGAGCUGCACAUCCGCGCGGGCGUUGAUCCGGUUGGGUUGUGGCACGACAUGCGCCGUGGGCCGACGAUACAGCCGCUGCCGUGCACAGUUCAGGCCCUCCUGCUGCAGGUUGUGCCCUCCUCGCCGGAUGCGUCCUUCGUGGUGGAUGUCACACGCGAGGCCCUGCGCCACGGCGGCAGCGUGAUGGAUAAACGGCUGCUUGCUCAGAUGAUGGAGCAGUGGCUCCGCAACGCGCAGGAGUACCCGCCAGAGUACGUCCUCUGGCUCAUGUUUGAACUGGAGCUGCGUUGCGUGCUCGACAAGGCCUCUUUUGUGCAGUUCGUGCAGAAGCAGCACGUGGCGGACCUGCUGCAGCGCUGUGCGAAGUGCGCCGACGCGGACACCGCCGGCAAAGUCCUCGCCAUGAUGGAUCGACAUGUCAUAACCAAAACAGCGGAUGUUCUUAGCCUGGUGGUGUGGUGCUGGGCGCAGGCGUUGGAGCUGGAGAAGGCGUUCGACUUGCUGGAGCUGAUGGCCCGAAAAGGGCACCUGGAGCUGACGGACCCGUUUAGGAAGUACACGGUGGACUGUCUGCGGCAGGUGAUGGAUCGCCACUUCAUGAUGGCGCUGGCGGACGCCAUGAGCACCACGGCGUUGCUAGACCGCGUGCUGCACCACCUGCGGGCGCGCCGCCGUCGUGGGCAAACCGUCUCUGCCCACUCCCUCGACCUCGUCGUGCUGGCCGCCGCAAAGUUGGGCGAGGACCGGCGGGCGAUGUUGCUUGUCGCCGACUACAUUGCGGGUUGGGGCAUCCAGCCACGCACGAACACGUACAACUGCCUGUUGGUCGGGCUCUCGACGCAGCGUGGGGCGUCGCUGCAGCGCAUCGUCUACGACGCCAUGCUGGAGAACGGCGUGGUGCCAAACGCCUUUACGUUCCGCGUCCUCAUCCGGCAGGCCGUGCUCGCGGACAGCAUCGAUGAGGCGCUUGACUUUCUGCAACGGGUGACCUCCCACGCGGGGCUGCGGGUGGAGGUGGAAAUGGUGCUGCCCAUCUUGGAGCGCGCCGCCCGCGCCGGGGACGCGGAGACGGUGAACCGCGUGAGCAAAUUCGCCCUCGACUGCGACAUUGGCAUCGACGGCGCGGUGCUGAAUGGCGUGGUGAAGCUGCUCGCAGAGGCGGGGCAGGAGGUGGAGGUCAUCAAGGGGCACCAGCCUCUGCAUGAGGCACUCCGCUCACGCUCCAAGACGGGGCGGCAGCGCGCUCGAAGCGAGAUUGCCGCUUAA
Molecule: messenger RNA, 1776 nt
Organism: Trypanosoma conorhini
Lineage: Eukaryota; Euglenozoa; Kinetoplastea; Trypanosomatida; Trypanosomatidae
Product: pentatricopeptidecontaining protein
Exons: 1
Coding region: 1-1776 (591 amino acids)
Molecular function (GO): protein binding
Source: RefSeq, a predicted model, not a curated record